AUGGCCUCCACGGGAGCCGCCGCGGACGGGCUAUUCCGGUGUGUUUACGAGGGGUGCAUCGCAGGGUCUGAUGUAGGGGUGGAGCGGAGGCCUUACCACCGCAACUGCGGGUGCGCGCUGCAUAAGAAGUCACGUAACAAACAAUGUACGCACGGAGGGCCUAAGUGCAAGAAGGUGUCAUAUCCAAUGAGGCGGGCUUGGAGCGAGGGCUCUUUGGCAUUGGUGGCUGCUGCUUCUGCUCACUCCUCUCCCUCUUCUUCACCUGCUCAGCAUCAUCAUGUGGUGGCGGUGGGGAGGCAGCAGCAGCAGCAUCCUCAAUUGGGUACUUUGUGUGAUGAUGAUCAGGAGGAGGAAGAAGAUGAGAAUAUUGUUUUCUUCAAGGUUUGA
Prunus armeniaca (apricot) is the source of this 387-nucleotide messenger RNA. The record is from the annotation of a GenBank genome assembly. Lineage: Eukaryota; Viridiplantae; Streptophyta; Magnoliopsida; Rosales; Rosaceae.